Messenger RNA from Durusdinium trenchii, 2349 nucleotides. Lineage: Eukaryota; Dinophyceae; Suessiales; Symbiodiniaceae. The record is from the annotation of a GenBank genome assembly.
GAGAGAGGCUCUGAGGCUUGUGGCCUUUCAUGCCACACCCUCCUUUGCCCACGCCAUGGCUGAAGAAGCCGAAGGAGAAGAAGACAAUUCUCUAAAGAGGAACUGCUGCAGCCGCAUGCGUAAGAAUCUGACUGAACCGCGCGGUCAUUCUGGACAUUCAUAUCUCCGAAAGUUUCGAUUUGCGCUGUCUCUCUUCAGCUUGUUCCACAUCUUGGCGAUCAUUGGUUCAGCCAAAGAUGUGUACUUAGAGAAAUUUGGAGCUGAUGCGACGGCCAUUGGCUGCUUGUUCUCCGUAAUCAGUUUCUGGAGCCCUUUGACCGAAUUCUUGGUUGGGCACCUGCAGGAUCGUGCUUGCUUGGCCCGGUUCUUCCCACUGGAACGCUGGGGCAAGAGAGCACCCUGGCUCCUGACCCAUUGCAUCAUUGCAGCCACUGCUGCGAGUGUGGUCUACAUGCCACCCAGUGAUUCUUCCGGACCUUUGGAAACCUGGUUUGUGCUGAUGUUGAUGCUGUCAUAUUGGGGUGCGGCCUCGUGCGUUAUUGCUUUUGAAUCAGCUCGCCAGGAGAUCUACCCUUACAAAGAGGAGAGGAUCAUGGUUGAAGGCCUGUGCAAGUACACCUGUAUGAUGGGCGGCGGCUUUGGAGCCAUUCCAGUGCUGGUUCUCAUGGCGGAUGCAUCAAUGCUAAAUCGCUUGGCAGCGGUCUUCUACAUUUUCAUUUUUGGUCUAGUGACCCUGGAGGCGGUGCCAAUCUUCAAAGAAGCUAAGCAAGCACCAGUCCCCAUCAAGGACCAAGAUGAAGAGGUCAGUGCGCCUGAGGUCGGAAGCGUUUUCGACAUUAUGCGAGAGGUGAUGCCCCGAUGCUGUUGCUGCCCAAGGAGGGUAAAGGAGCAAAGAGCGCCUAACAUGGCAUUCCGCCACCUGGUAGCCAUGAAGUUUUGGCAUGGUGCCUAUGGAGCCUCCAUUGGAAGCACCCUCUUCUACUACGUCACCUAUGUUCUUCGCCUAGGUGGCUGGGAGAGGAUGCAGGUCAUUGUGGCUGGGGGAUUGAUAGCAGGUGUUACGGAGGUGGGUCUGAACUUGAUGUACAUGCGGAUCUUCAGCGCCGGUGAUGGCAGGCAAGAUACAACUGGAACCAAAGACAGGCGGUUGCUCAACUAUGUGGUCUUUUGUCGAAUAUUGAACGCUUUGGCCACAUUUUUGCUCAUGGGCUGGGUGGAUCCCUCUGUCACCAUGGUUUUUCUGUGGGCAUUUACCACCAGGCUCGGCUUGUCGAGCUUUUCGUUCUGGCGUGUCUCUGCCCAGUGUUGGCUUGUGGAUGAGGACUGCAUCUUUGGCGCAGUGCCGGGAAGGAAACGACAAGGUAUCAUCUUUGGAGCCCUUGCGAUGACGCAGAACUUUGCAGGUGCCUUCUUCUCAUCGUUGACCUUUCUUGGAUUGGGCCUUGCGGGGCUCGAGACGGUGAACUGCGAGGCGCGAUGCAAACAUCUCGUAGACAAAGUUGUGGACACCACUGGCGUGGUUUCUGAAUGUGUGGAUGAGUGCUUCUUGGGCGUCAUUGCGCAGCAGCCAGAUUCUCUCCGCCUUUAUGUCCGUGCAGUGAUCGGAAUGUGGGCUCCCAUUUGCGAGCUGCUCAUUGCCUUCCAUGCCUUUAAAUUUCCCAUCAAAGGUGCCAGGCUUCGUCGCCUCUAUGCUGGUAUUUGCCAAAGUCGCGGGGAGGAGAUCACCCCUAAACGGGAAGAAACUGGAACGCCGCACACUGGGCGUUCCAAGAUCGUCCUGAGCGUCGAGGCCACCAAGAGCGUGCAGAGCAGCAGCGGGCGAAUACAGCGUCAAAACACUGAGAAGGAGGGCUUGCUAUGGAGGUUAGCACAUACAACCGCCAUGGUGGAGUCCUGGCCUGGCGCCAAAUCACUCUCUGUGUUCUUCGAUGUGAACGAGGCCGGGCCGCAAGAGAAGCGAGUCAGCAAGGCGAGCAGGCCAUCCAAUCCGGCCAUCACCGUGGGCGUUUCAGAGGAAGAAGAGGUGCCACAAGAGCCCGAAGAGGUGCGUCCAUCCUGGACAGAGAUUGUACCUAGCACCCGAGUGAGCUUGUAGGAUUCUGCACGGGCCACUUUACAGAUUGAUGCAGUAGCUUCAGUUGCCAUGACUGCGACGACCAACUUCAGUACUUUAGUGGUGGCAAUCAAUCCGUCAGCAUUGACAUUAAAUGCGACCUGACAAGCCCAAUCAUUGCCAUUUCAAGACCUACAUGCUCCAGAAAAUGGAGUUGCGGUCUUUUGCGCGCUGCCGCAGCCCGUCUUUUGGAGGAUUUGAAUUUGCACACCCAGCUGCCAGCUGUUGUUCUCAGC